Messenger RNA from Chara braunii, 1245 nucleotides. Lineage: Eukaryota; Viridiplantae; Streptophyta; Charophyceae; Charales; Characeae. The record is from the annotation of a GenBank genome assembly.
AUGUGGGGACGAUGAUCGUGUACUACUCUGGCUGGCGGGAACUCCAGAGAAAAAAAAAUAAGGGUAGAGGUCUGCAGGUGGUGAAAGUCCUUUGGAAGUCCUUUGGAUGGAAAUCGAUGCUACUUGUUUGUAUUUUGGGUGUGUUUCCCUUUGCAGUUGCUCAAAAGGAUUAACAAUUAACAGCAAUUCUGCUGCCUUUAUGGGUAGCAGCAUGACCAGGUUAGUAUCCUGGGAAAACCGAGAGGGAAGACCGAGAGGAAAGAAUGCCGAUCUUGUACUCUUGUUGGCACAUACUACAGACAGCAGAGGUCUGUAGGAGGUGAAGUCCUUCGGGGGAUGGAAAUUGAUAAUGCUUGUUUUUUUCUUUGGGUGCACUUCGCCUGCAAUUAUUUGAAGAAUAGUAUUUGAAAAAUAGUGGAUGGCCGUGCGGGGCCUUGUAGGGGUUUGCAGAAUGACCCUUCGUCCCAGUGCAUUGCGAUGGCUGUGAACUAUUUGCUCUCUCUUUUGCCUUUCACUUCCAAGCUAUUCCAAACUAACCCCCACUUACAAAAAAAAAAAAAAAAAAAAAAAAAACGCUCCGGACUUCAGUGGUUGGUUGACCGUGCUCAUUUUUCUUUUUCGACAAGAAGCAAUUGGAUUCUUCAGGUUUCGUCGUCUCUUUCAAGUCGUUCCGCUCUCUGCAAGGUCAUGUACUUGCACUGAAGUGCCUGGGCGUUUCGUCUCAUGUGCGGGGUCUAGUGUGGUGAAUGAGAGAAUGCUCACACGUUGAUUCUAUUGAUUGUAUGUGGCCAGAGUGACGAGUAGGUCACGAUGUCCAUAGCCAAGGUGUCCUGAGUGCCAUCGCUUUGUCUGUAUCAGGAGACAAUGGCAACCAGUGUCUCAUGGACAGAGAAUCUCAGAGGGCGUAUGCUGCUCCCACGGGGACUCUGGUGAGUCUCUCUGGCCAGAAUGACGAGGUCCGGAAUAGGACUCUGGCGAGUAUCUCUGGCCAGAAUGACGAGGUCCGGGGUAGCAUUGUCUGUAUUGCCUGUCUGUCUGAUGCCGGAGCAGCUUGUCGUAGAAGUCAGUUACUCUCCUCGUGGCAUCCGUCACAUGCCUAUGCGGGAAAGGAUCAAGCAGGGUUUUGCGAGAUUACAAUGUGUCUACGCAUAUGGACCCGGGGUUUCUUCUUAUCAGCUCCUCCACGUGGGUAUAAAGUCUCCUUUCAAAAAUCGGAGUAAACUGUAAUCAAGGUGUUUUUGUGCU